AUGCCAUCGAAGUUCUCCGAACACCCUUCGCCACGAUGCCCCGAGGUUCCCGUUGGACAAGGACAAGUUGGCCACGAUCUGGAAGCGGACGGAGCUGAAGAAUCGCAGCACCGAGCUGGAGCGGCGGGAGUGGAUCAAGACGACAGCGAUCCCAGCCUUGGCACAGACUCCGCUGCUUGGGGGCUGUCCGCCAUCCUUCUUCCACAGCUUGGCCGUGCUCCUCAAGGAGCAAACCUACAAGCCCGACUCCUUGAUCGUGAAAUGCGGCGGCGGGCUCGGACUGACCGUCCUCCACUGCGAAUUUGCGGAUUCGCGACUGCAUCCGCGAAAUGGGGCCCGUAUAAGACUGUCUGA
Messenger RNA from Symbiodinium necroappetens, 354 nucleotides. Lineage: Eukaryota; Dinophyceae; Suessiales; Symbiodiniaceae. The record is from the annotation of a GenBank genome assembly.